AGAAGUCCUUGGCUCAAGGAAGCCAGGCAGACAGCAUGGCGGCCCCCGCUGUGUGGGCAAGGACGCUGGCAGCGGCGGCCCUCGCCGUGGCUGCCGCGGCGACCGCGAGUGGCUCGGCGCCUCAGGCCGCCGCGGCGGCCGCGAAUGGCUCGGCGCCAGGGCGGACUGCACUGCCGGCGCCAGCGCUAACUGUUGCCGCGAGCGCCUCCGCCCCGUUGCCAGCCACAGCGCAGGCGCCAGCGCUAACUGCCGCCGCGGCGGCCGCGAAUGGCCCGGCGCCGGGGCCGACUGCGCUGCCGGCGCCAGCGCUGACUGCUGCCGCGAGCGCCUCCGCCCCGUUGCCGGCCACAGCGCAGGCGCCAGCGCUAACUGCCGCCGCGGCCGCGAAUGGCUCGGCGCCAGGGCCGACUGCACUGCCGGCGCCAGCGCUGACUGUUGCCGCGAGUGCCUCCGCCCCGUUACAGGCCACGGCGCAGGCGCCAGCGCUAACUGCCGCCGCGGCGGCCGCGAAUGGCUCGGCGGUGGCGCCGGGCCAGGAGGCGACGCCGACGCCGCCGGCGGCCAGGUACACCUGGUCCAACUGCAAGUGCAAGGAAAGUUGGCAGGAGGGCGGCAAGACGUGCAGCCAUGGGUGUUGCAAUCUCGAGGAGGACCCGGACGGUGACUACUGUCAUGUGGAGGAUCCUGCGUGCGAGUCGUUCGAAUGGGGUUAGCCAGAGAGUAUGACGAACCCUGGCUGUACGGAUUACCCACCAGACUGGACCGACAAAGACGGCGACGAUUGCUGGGCGUACGAGUUCAAUGAGUUCUGCACGGCUUCAGGUGGUUACGGCGAGGACUGGGACAAGGAUUGGGGGACUUUCCAAUCCUUCUCCAACAACGGGUACGACGCGUCCACUGCUUGCUGCUCGUGCGGCGGCGGCAGCGACACUUUCCAGGGGUACAACGACAACCAGUGCGCGGACACUGAGGGCUGGGUGGACAAGGACGGAGACGGCUGCGCAGCCUACUCCGAGCAUUUCCUCUGCACUGCUACAGGUCAGCCAGGCGUGGGAUGGCACGAGGAGUGGGGCACGCUCUCCGACUUCAAAGCGGGCGGAAAGAGCGGCCUGGAGGCGUGCUGCGCUUGCGGAGGGGGCUCGAAAGGCACGUACACCGGCACACAGUAUGCGCCCACACCCAAUGGCGACAUCGCGGGGGUGCAGGUGCCGAACGACGUCGCAUGGACCGUCGCUUCGGGCCCGUGUACAAAGGACAGCAGCGAUUGCAUCCUGAGCCCGAACUACCCGCAGACUUACGGGACCGCCGAGAAGUGCGUCAUCGGGGUGAACGUUGACAAGAUAUCGUUCGUCAGCGCCGUGGAGUUCGACACGGAGUGGGGCUACGACACGCUGCAGGUCAACGGCCAGACGUACAGCGGCUCCAUGGGCCCGUCCUUCGUCAAGCCUCUGGGUGCCAUCGUUUGGUCGAGCGACGCUGGAGCCGCCAGGACGGGGUGGAGGCUCUGCCCACAAGGCGUUGCUGUGAUGUCCGGCUCGGUGCCGAGCCAGGAGGCGACGCCGACGCCGCCGGCAGCCCGGUACACUUGGUCGGACUGCAUUUGCAAGGCAUCUUGGCAGGAGUCGGGCAAGACAUGCAGCCAGGGAUGUUGCAAUUUUGAGGACGACCCGGGCGGUGAUUAUUGCUAUGUGGAGGAUCCGCAGUGCGAAUCGUUUGCUUGGGGCCACUGCAGGCCAGAGAGUAUGACGAGCCCUGGCUGUACGGAUUACCCACCAGACUGGACCGACAAAGACGGCGACGAUUGCUACGCCUACGAGUUCAAUGAGUUCUGCACGGCUUCAGGUGGUUACGGCGAGGACUGGGACAAGGAUUGGGGGACUUUCCAAUCCUUCUCCAACAACGGGUACGACGCGUCCACUGCUUGCUGCUCGUGCGGCGGCGGCAGCGACACUUUCCAGGGGUACAACGACAACCAGUGCGCGGACACUGAGGGCUGGGUGGACAAGGACGGAGACGGCUGCACGACAUACUCCGAGCAUUUUUUCUGCACCACUGCAGGUGAGAUGGGCGUGGGAUGGCACGAGGAGUGGGGCACGCUCUCCGACUUCAAAGCGGGCGGAAAGAGCAGCCUGGAGGCGUGCUGCGCUUGCGGAGGGGGCUCGAAAGGCACGUACACCGGCACACAGUAUGCGCCCACACCCAAUGGCGACACCGCGGGGGUGCAGGUGCCGAGCGGCGUCGCGUGGGCCGUCGCCUCGGGCCCGUGCACGAAGGACAGCAGCGAUUGCAUCCUGAGCCCGAACUACCCGCAGACUUACGGGACCGCCGAGAAGUGCGUCAUCGGGGUGAACGUUGACAAGAUAUCGUUCGUCAGCGCCGUGGAGUUCGACACGGAGUGGGGCUACGACACGCUGCAGAUCAACGGCCAGACGUACAGCGGCACCAUGGGCCCGUCCUUCGUCAAGCCUCUGAGCGCCAUCGUUUGGUCGAGCGACGCUGGAGUCGCCAGGACGGGGUGGAGGCUCUGCCCACAAGGCGUUGCUGUGAAGUCUGGCUCGGUGCCGAGCCAGGAGGCGACGCCGACGCCGCCGGCAGCCCGGUACACUUGGUCGGACUGCAUGUGCAAGGCAUCUUGGCAGGAGUCGGGCAAGACAUGCAGCCAGGGAUGUUGCAAUUUUGAGGACGACCCAGACGGUGACUAUUGCUAUGUGGAGGAUCCGCAGUGCGAAUCGUUUGCUUGGGGCUACUGCAGGCCAGAGAGUAUGACGAACCCUGGCUGUACGGAUUAUCCACCAGACUGGACCGACAAAGACGGCGACGAUUGCUGGGCGUACGAGUUCAACGAGUUCUGCACGGCUUCAGGUGAUUACGGCGAGGACUGGGACAAGGAUUGGGGGACUUUCCAAUCCUUCACCAACAACGGGUACGACGCGUCCACUGCUUGCUGCUCGUGCGGCGGCGGCAGCGACACUUUCCAGGGGUACAACGACAACCAGUGCGCGGACACUGAGGGCUGGGUGGACAAGGACGGAGACGGCUGCACGACCUACUCCGAGUAUUUUUUCUGCACCACUGCAGGUGAGCCAGGCGUGGGAUGGCACGAGGAGUGGGGCACGCUCUCCGACUUCAAAGCGGGCGGAAAGAGCAGCCUGGAGGCGUGCUGCGCUUGCGGAGGGGGCUCGAAAGGCACGUACACCGGCACACAGUAUGCGCCCACACCCAAUGGCGACACCGCGGGGGUGCAGGUGCCGAGCGGCGUCGCGUGGGCCGUCGCCUCGGGCCCGUGCACGAAGGACAGCAGCGAUUGCAUCCUGAGCCCGAACUACCCGCAGCCUUACGGGACCGCCGAGAAGUGCGUCAUCGGGGUGAACGUGGACGAGAUAUCGUUCGUCAGCGCCGUGGAGUUCGACACGGAGUGGGGCUACGACACGCUGCAGAUCAACGGCCAGACGUACAGCGGCACCAUGGGCCCGUCCUUCGUCAAGCCUCUGGGCGCCAUCCCGGCGGAAGCAGAAGCGGUGGACAGCCCGAGCCGCCGGCCAUCGUCUGGUCGAGCGACGCGGAGGUCGCCGGCGACAGGUGGAAGCUCUGCCGGGAGGGCGCCGCCGCCCCAGCCUGGGCGGAGCCGCCGCCCGCGGCGGCCGGCAGCCCGCCGCCCGCGGCUGCCGGCAGCGCGGCUGCGGGAGCAGGCGUGCCAACCAGCGCGUCGCGGACGGCGGGCACGGUCGUCAUCCUCGGCAUCGCGGCGGCCGCCGUGUGCGCGUGCUGGUGCAGGAUGCGCAAGGGCUCGCCCGAUACUGGCCUUGGGGAGGGCGUGCCCAGGGGCAUGAGGGGGACAUAUCCGCAUGGAUGAUUGAGCUGGUCUUUCGCUGGAAAGAUGGCGGUGCCAGCCGCGCGCGCUGCUGCCAGGUGUGACGAUCCCGGUCGAAAAAGAGGCCGGCGGGCCGGCGGCCGGGGGGCUUCGGGAGACCCAAGGCUACACGGCCAGUCGUGCCCCCAAGGCGACAGCCGUGCCCUCGAGGCGGCCCGACAGGCGCCCGGGCGCCCCCACGAGGCACCGAGACGGCUCUGCGCGGGACCCCCCCCGGGAACGCGCACGUCGCCGAAAUCUCGGGAGCCUCGAGACGGGGGCCGAUGCAGACGGGGG
Prorocentrum cordatum is the source of this 4147-nucleotide messenger RNA. Lineage: Eukaryota; Dinophyceae; Prorocentrales; Prorocentraceae. The record is from the annotation of a GenBank genome assembly.